This is a messenger RNA of Helianthus annuus (common sunflower), 815 nucleotides long. Its product is annotated as germin-like protein 9-3. The transcript has a single exon. Gene Ontology annotation, cellular component: cell wall. Gene Ontology annotation, molecular function: manganese ion binding. Bases 1 to 621 code for a protein of 206 amino acids. Lineage: Eukaryota; Viridiplantae; Streptophyta; Magnoliopsida; Asterales; Asteraceae. The record is from RefSeq and is a predicted model, not a curated record.
AUGGCAUCGGUGAUAACAACAUUUUUGUUCAUUGCAUUUGUUUCCUUUACUUUGGUUAAAGUAGCGUUCGCUAGUGACCCUGAUAUCCUAACCGACUAUGUGUUACCACCAAACACGACGACUGCAACAGACGCAAGCUAUUUCACAUACACAGGGGUGCGAUCAAUCGUUAAUACCACCUACCCUUCAAAGUUUACAGUUAUAAAAGCUAGCUUAAAAGAAUUCCCAGGUCUUCUCGGUCAAAGUGUAUCCUAUGCUAUUCUUCAGUUCCCCGUGGGGUCUCUUAACCCGCUCCACAUCCACCCUCGGGCCACUGAACUUCUGUUUGUGAUUGCGGGCUCACUACAAGUCGGGUUUGUUGACACAACCAACACGCUUUUCAGUCAGAAACUUGAAACGGGUGACAUGUUUGUGUUCCCUAAAGGACUUGUUCACUAUCAGUAUAACGCUAAUGGUACUGAACCCGCUUUGGCGGUUUCUGCUUUUGGGAGCGCGAGUGCUGGGACGCAGUCCAUUGCUAAUAGUGUGUUUAAUAGUACUAUUUACGAGGGGAUUUUGGCUGAAUCGUUUAAAACUAGUGCGGAUGUUAUUGAAAAGAUCGAGUCUGGGCUCAAGAGCUGACCCGUUUCGUAUGUUACUUUCUUUUGUUGAGAUUGUUGCUUGAAAUAUGAAAAUAAUUGUUGACAUGAAAUCUAUGUUGUGUAUUCUAACAAAAUGUUAUCAAAAUAAGUGUUGUAUGAAAUCUUAUUGAUGUGUAACUCAUAUGCAAGUAAACAAACAAGAAUUAAACCUUUAGAAUUUGUUGCAAUGGUUAA